This is a messenger RNA of Pseudoliparis swirei, 3651 nucleotides long. RefSeq names its product tripartite motif containing 65 (gene trim65). The record is from RefSeq and is a predicted model, not a curated record. NCBI's taxonomy places the organism in Eukaryota, Metazoa, Chordata, Actinopteri, Perciformes, Liparidae. Gene Ontology annotation, molecular function: protein binding. The transcript is spliced from 8 exons. The coding region runs from base 103 to 1659 and encodes 518 amino acids.
AUCAUUGUUUUUUGCGCCUGUCGUCAUCAGGGAAGCUUCGUCGGACGAUUUCCAGGAUUCACACCGAUGCCGAGCACGGAUGUAUUUAUCUGUUGAGCGGAGAUGUCUGCUCUGUCUUCAGAGAUGGAGUCCCAGAAUUCGACCCUGAACUGCAUCAUAUGCUUCGACCGCUUCUACUUCCCGGUGACGAUCCCCUGUGGCCACACCUUCUGUAAAAAGUGCAUCACGGACCUCUGGGACACCAAGAGCAAGCUCAACCUCGGACCCCAGUGCCCGCUCUGCAAUGAGGAGUUCGCCACGCGGCCCGUCCUCAAUCGCAACGUGUUAAUGUCGAUGCUGACGGAGGCGGCGAACAGCGCGGGCCCCUCCUGUCCAGAGUCGCCCAUGAGGGGCGGCGAAGGGGCCAUGCUGCUGUGCGACCGCCAUAAAAAACCUCUGGUUUACUACUGCAGGCACGACAAGAUGUCCGUGUGCUGCGAGUGCGGCAUCUCCGAAUGCGUUCACCACGAGAAGGUCAUGCUGGAGGCAGAGAGGGGAGACCAGGAGCUGCUGCUGGAAAGGAAGAGUAAGGAGGUGGAGAAACUCACCGAGGAGACGCUGAAAAGUAUCGUGGACCUGACUGAGAAUCUCAACCAAGCGAAGGUGGCUCUUCAGCAGACUUCUACCUGGGUCAGUGUCAAGUUCUCCUCCCUGAUUAAAAUACUGGCUGAGAAGCAGGAGGCGACGGAGCUCUUCGUCGAGGAGCAGAGAGAAGCCGCCGUCGUCGAGGCGGAGGCCAGGCUGGCUGCGCUCGAGGAGCGCUGCCAGAAACUCCGAGCGAGCCAGGGAGAGAUAGCAGCCGUGCAUGGCCUCUCCGAUACAGAGCUCAUCAAGCGAUCGAUGCUCCUCGAAGUUCCACGUUUCACAGAUAUUCCCACGGACGUCACGCCCAACCUUCAGGACCGGCUGAACGGGGUCACCGACGUCCUGGCCAGAGUCUCCAAGCUGGUGUUUGAGGACCUGGAGAAAGCUGUGAGCGCCGCCGUGGGUCCGGACGAGGACGGUUCUCCUCAGGAUAAGAGGCCGGUCCUGGCUGUGGUUCCCAGUCCGGCUGCUCCGUGCCACCCGGGUGGGAAGGAGGGCCUCAAUGCCUUCCGGUGCUUUCUGACCUUUGACCCCCGCACGGCCAACGGGCACCUGUCUCUCUCCCGGGAGAACCAGAGGGCGGAGCACCUGACCUCCGGGCCGCGCCCCGUCCCGGCCCACGAGGCGCGCUUCGAUCACACGUGGCAGGUGCUCUGCUGCCAGGGCUUCACUGGCGGACAGCACUACUGGGAGCUGGAGGUGUCCAAGCCCUGGGCCUACCUCGGGGUGACCUACGAGACCAUCCCCAGGAAGGAGAAGGGCAAGAGGUGCAUGGUGGGUAUGAACGAGCUGUCCUGGAGCCUGCAGCUGGACGAGCAUCAGCUGAGCGCCUGGCACAACGGCCGGCGGGAGAUUCUCGCCGGCGCCUCGCGGCACGCCCGCAUCGGCAUGCUGCUGGACUACGAGGCGGGCACGCUCACCUACUACGGGGACGGGCAGACCCGGCUCCACGCCUUCCACUGUGCCUUCAGCCGGGAGCUGUUCCCCGCCUGCUGGAUAGGCGAGGGGGUCAGCAUCACCCUCUGCGCCACAUGAGCGGACUCACGGAAGAAGAGGACGGGAGCUCGGUAACAAGACCAUCGAACGGAGCGACAGCUGACUCGGCUGUCCACCUGGCUCUUUCUUGUUACACAGCUACCAAUCACAGCAAAGGAGCUCAAGCUCUGGUCCGAAGAGCCUCAAGCUGUAGAUAUCAGACAAAGGCAAUAACAAUAUCAUGAACCCAAACCGGGGGGUGUUCCGACGUUUCGUGGGACUUCCACAACGCGUACGAAGCAGAACUCGUGGGUUUGUUCUUUAUUUUUAUGGAGGUAAAAUGCAAACUGUUUCUAUGGAGAUAAGCCACUCCCCCUCGCUCUCAAGUGUCACGCAUUGAGCGUGAGACUCAGGCAUUUCGGUCUUAACUCACGCACUCCCGCCACACAUCGUAUUUCUCACGCUGAAAAAAAACUCGGCUAUUUAAUGUUUGAAUGCAGGGGAGCUCAAUACGAUCGCGGUAGCCGUAGAGCUCCGGCGCCGGGCUGCGCGCAUCGGGACGGAGCAAAGAAAAAGUCACUAGCCCCCCCCCCCCCCCCCAACUCUUCUCGGCUCCCCCCGGGUGCUGAUGGAAAUGUCACGCUUGCCUGUCUUCAAAACUUGAGAGCCCUGCCAAUGGAUAUUUUGUUCAGGCAAUACUUCAUAGUCCUUUCCCCCCAGAGAAAAGGCCCAGUCUCCUCAACUCGCUGUGUCAUGUGACUCCUCUCUACUCCACACAGCUGAGGUUGUGUUGCAAGGCGGUACACGGAACCGAUGAGUUAGAAACCAGAGUCUCCUCCAGUGGACUCAGUUCUUCCAUUGUGUUGCGUUUAGGGUGCUGGACUCCGGGGUGACAUUUGACCGGGUGCCUCGCGUUACACUCACAGACGAUCUUACUGCGCUCACCUCGGAGGAUAGUUUAUGUUUUGGGAGAUCCGCUCUGAGUCGGACGAGCAGAUCAAGACCAGGUGGAUAAGAAGCUACAGCCGGUUAGCUUAGCAUAAAGACUCAAAGGGAAUGAAAUCUGCAUACCAGCGGCUGUAAAGCCCACUAAUUAAACGUUGCCUGGCAACCAGUGGGGACGACAGGAAGUAGAAAAAAUAAUCUCCAUAAAACUUUUUUUUUUUUACACUUUCUUGCUCAUGGAUUUGAAUGCGUGGGCCUCAGAGGUGCUGCUUGGUGGCUGACAUCGGCCGGACAUUGAUAUGACGGUCAGAGCCGUGUAAGAAAAGCCAGAGACCCUUUUCUUGCAUUGCUGUUAGAAGCCACGUGUCGAUAACCGAUAAUAACUUCAUUCAUCGCCCUUGCUGUCUGGAAAUUCUGGUUAUACUUGAAUUUUGAAAAUGUUAUGUUAGAAAAGAUGCUCAAGAAUGCACAAAGCUUCCACCACUUUAGUUGUUUCUGGGCAGAAUUCCCCCACACACACAUAUGACAUGAGCCAGUUCAUCAUGUGUGUACGGGACGAGAAGCCACUGCAGGAUGGAGUGAAUAUAAUUCAUUUUAUUAAGCAGUCCCCCCCCCCCUCCUCCCCGUUGUACCAAACGUGGGCUGAACUUUACUACUGAGACUACAGAACUGAAAAAGGGAUUUUACAACUGGCCUGUGGUGUUUAACCUUUGACGCUGACUGUUGUGAUGACAUCUAUGUACUGUACACUUUUUUUUUUAAAAUGGGCUUUUGGCAUUUAAAAAGAGUAAAUCAUGAGCACUUAAGAGAGAAUAGCUGUGUGUGUGAGCCACUCGAGGACACAUCAUUUUGGGAACGCUGCCGUGGAUUUGCACAAGUUUUCCAAGAGCACAUUUCCAGGGCUGAUGACACGUAACCUCUAGAACAGGUGUGUGUGUGUGUGUGUGUGUACGCUCGUGCACUACGCCGUGUUCAGGUGGAAUACCCAUCAGUCCGGAUGGAGUGAUGCUCUGUGUGGAAAUAAAAAAAGGCAAAGAAAAUUUGUUUUUCACAUGAAUCAAGAUCCAUUUAAUAAAAUCCAAUCCAAUGCAUACAUGCAUCAGUUGA